CUGCGGGGACAGAUUUAUCAUAGAGUCUCGUAAACAAAAGCGACUACUGUUACUUGUGGCAGCAGCGGCGGGAGCAACAUUAGAUUGCCUCGGUUGAUCGGUUGGGACUCGUUGAGUGUUUUGAAGCGGACAGGUAUCGAUAUCUGAGAGCGUGAUUGAUAAACAGCGCGCGCGUGCAGAACUUGGGCGAAUAUCACCCGAACGGCACUUGCCAUGAUGGAAAACACUGGCAACAUUUCGGACCUUCUGUACGCGCUUUCCAACCCAAUGGUGUCGAAUAGCAGCAUAUUCUGCCGAAACUUCAGCAACAGCUCCGGUCUCGUGAACAUGAACAGCUCAGUAUGUGACAGGACGCCUGAGCUGGACAAAAGCUCAACUCCAGUGAUUGUGGCCAUCGUCAUCACUGCCUUAUACUCUAUAGUGUGUGUGAUGGGACUGGUGGGAAACGUCCUCGUCAUGUAUGUUAUUAUAAGAUACACCAAAAUGAAAACUGCGACCAACAUCUACAUCUUCAACCUUGCUCUAGCAGAUUCCUUGGCGACAAGUACUCUACCCUUUCAGAGUGUGAAUUACCUGAUGGGUACAUGGCCUUUUGGAGACGAGCUGUGCAAGAUUGUGAUGUCCAUUGAUUACUACAACAUGUUCACCAGUAUCUUUACCCUCACCACCAUGAGUGUUGACCGUUACAUCGCUGUUUGCCACCCUGUUAAAGCCUUGGACUUCAGAACGCCCCGAAAUGCCAAGAUUGUCAACGUGUGUAACUGGAUCCUUUCAUCUGCAAUCGGUCUCCCUGUCAUGGUCAUGGCCUCCACCACUUCUGAUCUCCACUCGAAUGGCAUCAUUGACUGCACUUUGCUCUUUCCCCAUCCGUCCUGGUACUGGGAGAACCUCCUGAAGAUCUGUGUCUUCAUCUUCGCCUUCAUCAUGCCCGUCCUCAUCAUCACAGUCUGCUACGGCCUGAUGAUCCUCCGCCUGAAGAGCGUGCGAAUGCUCUCUGGCUCAAAGGAGAAGGACCGCAACCUCCGGCGCAUCACCCGAAUGGUGCUGGUGGUAGUGGCGGUUUUCAUCGUCUGCUGGACGCCCAUCCACAUCUUUGUCAUCAUCAAGGCUCUGGUGACAAUUCCCAGCUCUCUCCUGCAGACCAUCACCUGGCAUUUCUGCAUCGCCCUCGGCUACACCAACAGCUGCCUCAACCCGGUGCUCUAUGCCUUCCUGGAUGAAAACUUCAAGCGCUGCUUUCGAGAGUUCUGUGUUCCCAGCCCAUCAGUUCUGGACCUGCAGAACUCCACCCGCAGCAGGAACCCCCAGCGUGAUGGUCAGUCCAGCGGCCACACGGUAGACAGGACAAACCAGCAGGUAUGACUAGUCCUGGAGAUGUCAUCACUGGAGUCCCGCAGCCAACCCAGUGUUGACAUGAGCUCAGAGGUCACGCAGGUCACCACAGGUGUCUGACACCGUCAGCGGUAGGUUCAACCUCUUUAAACAUCUUGCUAGGCCUCUCACAGUUUUAGUUUGAGGAAAGACUGUUAAACUAUUUUUUAGUGCGAAAUAUGAAGGAUAUUAUGUUAAUGACCCUCUAGGACACAUCAAUAAGCUAAGCUUAUUUCACUGUCUGUGAUGUUCACAGUCAUGCACCUGAUGUAAACUUAGUCCAGCAUUUAAGACUACAGUAAUUCAUCAUUCAACACUUUAGUGGAGAUCAAAAUUAGAGAACUACUGAACACUUUAUUUUUUAUAUAUAUAGGUUGUUUCUCAAUAUGCGUUCUUAAAUGAUCUUGCGUCCUCAUGUCUUUGUGUAAUGUCAUCAUCAACCACCAAAGUUCAAUUCCAAAACUCAAGACUGCAAAACAGUGGACCUGUGAAAGAUCCCAGAUGUGUUCUUGAUAUCGAGGAUGCAAACUUGAGUGCAGUACUUGCUCUAGAAGUCCAAGAAGUCAUUGUGGCUGAAUAAAGAAGGUGGGAGAUGCAGCAUUUCUAUUAUUAAAGUCUAGAGAUGUAACUUAAUAAUCUCCGGAGUUUCCCUAUGAUGAAAGUAAAUGUUAACAUGAAAAUGAUAAUAAAAGUAUAAACACAUUAAGGGUGUUUAUAUGCUGAAAUUCAUAUUAAAAUCUAUUUUAUUUGUAUUGAACAAAGUAUAUUUGUAAGGCUUUGUUGUACAUAUAGUAAGUGCAUGUUAUACAUAUAUUGAAAAGGGAUCAUUGUAUGAAUGAUGUAAUGUUUAAAUAACUUUCCGUUAAAAACGUGUGAAGGUCAUGUGAUUAUCAGGAAGAACACAGCAUCUCAUUUCUCACAGGAUGUGUUCUGUGUUCUUGUGGUCUCCUAAGUUAAUUUUUCUGAGGUAACUUGCAAGAAUUCCCUUUAGAAGAACGCAAAUCUGCUCUCUGCGUUUUUGGAAUUAAGACACAGGCAUUUGUUUUUCAAAAAUAUUAUUACCUUUAUUAUUCAAAGUUUGAAGGAGUUUUAGUUGUGGCCAUUCCUUGCUAAAACUGCUGUGAUGUAAAAAUAACCAAGGCAGUUUAUUUUGUUGAAAAUACAGUGAUCAAAUUUAGAGACCAGUAAAGAUUCUAGCACAAAGGAAUAUAACAACUGAAAUUUCUGAAUGUUAAAGCAGUCAAAAGUAUACAGCACAAACCCCUGCUCUGAAUAAUGUUUCAGUGAGCUUCCCCAAACCAUGACAUUUCCUUUUCCACUUUUCACUGACUUCUUUUCCUUCUUUGUGUUCAGUCUUUCUCCAGUUUGAUGAAAAACAUAAUGUUUCCCAUUAGACACAAAUGAACUGAACUUGCUUUCAUCACUAAAGGGAACGUCACACUUUUUGUUUUCUGUCCAUAAAAAACAUGUUCCUCAGCAAAUGUUACUUUAGCCUUUUGAUUCGUCCAUUGGUUACUGUGAACUUUCAGGCCAAAUUCUUUAAAAUGAGAGAGACUGUGUGUCCAGUCACUGUAUGUCCAUCACCGAACUUGGGGCUGGUUGCACCAGUGCUUUAUUUCAGCGUGAAAUCAAAAUUUGCAAUGUUUAUUUUGCUAGAUAACAUUGUUAUUGUUAAUGUGAAUAAUUAAUCCGUACAAGUUAAUCUACUGAAAUUUUUUUUUUUUUUUAUUUAUGAAUUAAUAGCAACUGCAUAUUAAUUCCCUCUCUUACACUCUCAUAGUCAGAGCCACUGAGAGAGGUAGAGUUGCGAUAACUCCCCUGAUUACUAUGGAAAAUAUUUUCAACAGCAAUGGUAGCCUGCAGCUCAAUAGUUCUCUGAAGUUUGCACUUGUACAAAGUGCUAUGAAAAUGUACAAUAUGAAAGUGUAUGAAAGUGCUAUAAAAUGUACAAAGUUAAAGAAAAAAGAUUGUUUGUGUUUAAAAGUUUUCUAACAUUAUUUGAAUUAACAGUGAAGCACUUCCUAGCAUACCUGCCAACACUCCCGUUUUUCCCGAGAGUCUCCUGUAUUUCAGACCCAUGUCCCGACACCCUCCCGUUUUGUUAUUUCUGCCGGAAAACUCCCGUAAUUCUCAAUCCUCAGCGUGUUGGUACAGUCUGUAAAACCCUCAGGUCCCCAACUUGUGUAUAGUUAGUAUCCGUUCGCACCCAAAACCUGCUCUGUACAGUUACUAAAAAAUGAAUUACUCUCAAAAGUGUUAUUGAGACACCUCACCUGGAAUGGCCAGUCUCCCAUGUAUUUAGGGACAAAUGUUGGCAGGUAUGCUUCCUAGAACAAUUUGAGUUCACUUUAAUCAUGUGACGAUCGAUUAUUUUUGACUUACGUUGACGCAACUUUCUAUAGGGCUCUGCUGUUAGAUUGCUAUGAGGGAAUGGUGCGCAAAAAAGCCUUGCCCCCUACUCAAUAUUCCUUUUCAGUUGGAAGUACAUCAACAUACUUAAAUAAAAGUCUCAGCAUCUUCCUAUUCACACUGACGUUAAGUUAAAACUAUAGUUGCGAUUAAAAGGGACACUAAGUUACAACUUAACACACUACUAAAUAGUUUUGUGUUGCUUAGUUUGAACGCAACUCUAUAAUCCAACUAAAUAUUAUAGCAGCCUCUGCUCAUGAAUUAUGGUAGGACAGAGAUGACAGCAACUGUUGAUUGAGCUCAUGAUUGAUAAUGAAGAACUGAUAGUUUCUCCCUAUUUUGCUGUUAAACAGUUCAAAGGCUUAUUAUAUUACAUCAUUCAAUGUAACUACGCAUUACCUUAAAGAGAACUUACAACCUACUUACUACGUUCUAUCUUAAGAAUAUGUGGUGGGACCAAAGAAAGUACAUUUAGUUAUAAACGAGCUACUAGUAAAUACAAAGCCCUAGUGUGGAAUUUAUGUUUACAGUUUAAACAAGAACUUACGAAUAGCUAGUGCAACUCUACCAUAGUGAUCAGUUCCAGCUGCAGUGUUGAACUCAUUGACCACUGAGAUUCUCCACAUUCUACUGUCCUCUUGUGCAUUUGCCUUUCCUGGAUGACUAGCUGAUUUAAAGGGAACUUAAAUGAGUUAUUGACGCAGUAUUGAGAUGCAGAAAUCAGAAAUCACCAAUUUGGAAUGACUAGCUUCUCUUGCUGCUCUAUGAGGGUUUCAGUCAAUUUAUAAAAGCUCACCAUCUUACAAACUCACUAUAAAAACUGGAGAUUUAGGCUGUAAAACCACCGGGUGCCCAUCUUGUGUAUAGUAUCCGUUCGCAGCGGCCACCCAAAACCCGCUGCAUAGUACCGUUACUAAACAGUGAAUUACUCUCAAAAGUGUUAUUCAGACAUCUCACCUCGAAUUGCUGCAUGGUAAAUAACAUCCAGUUUGUGAAGGAAAGUUUUUGAAGCUGAUCUGUAAGUUAAAUCACCAUAAUCCAUAAUUGGUAAUACUGUUAAUUUGACCAAAUACUGCUUUGAAGAGUGCGUAAAAGAAGAUCCGUUUCUGUAAAGAAAACCAGUAUGGGCUUUAAGCUUUUUGAGCAAUUCAUUUAUGUGAGUUUCUAAUAACAGUUUACCAUCUAACCAGAUUCCAGAUUAAAUGUCAGAUCAUUCAAAAUGAAAAAUCAUCAUCUUAACACCAAUAACUGGGAUCUUUCUGUAAGUGUUCACUGACUUUGAUCAGUCUUCUCUUCAAAUAUCUAAUUUACGUUUUUAUACUGUGUUUCAGAGUAUAUGUAACUCUUAAAAAGUGCUGUUUUCCUCCUAUUAGGUUAACAUUAAAUAAGAUAAAGCAGUGACUUUGGUAUUUAAGAAAUUGUAGGUUGUUCUCUAAUUUUGAUCUCCACCUGUAUAUAUAUAUUUAUAUUCUCUCAUAGAUAGAUCUUAAAUACCCUUUAACAUUUAAAUAGUCUAAUAGUUAUUUUAUAAGUGGCGACACUGUUUAUUUGUAUAAAGAAAGAGUCUCGAUUCAAUUCUAAAUUGAACAAUUAUGUAAAUGAUGUAUAAAUGGCAUUUCUUCAAAAUGUUCAGUGUUUUUGUCUUUCCCUUAAAUCGUAUUUCGAUUGUAACUUGCUUUCAUGGCCAACAAGAUGAUUUGGCUAAGCUGCCUUGUUCAAUUAUGUUCUUUCGGAGUGACUGAAAUUAAUCAUCGGAUGACUGUUGGAAGUGACGCUGGCGCUGUUGCUCUGAUUUACCAUGGACUUCAUAGAAAAGCCGAAACACAAUAAGAAACGCCUCUCGCAACAAUGGAUAAUUUUCAUGCUUCAGUGGUGACAAAUGUAUUGUGCUUGUACUCGGAUGCAAAUCUCUUGUACUUAUGUAAAUGUCCAAUGUAAUCGUCUGAUUGUCACUCACAUCAAGGCAUUCUGUCUGAAAAAAAAGGAAAUGUUUUAUGCUUUAAAUUACCUUAAAGAUCUGUGUGCAGGUGUUUCUGUUAGAUUUCUCUGUAUGCAGCAUCAGAAAUAAAUA
This is a messenger RNA of Danio aesculapii, 5851 nucleotides long. RefSeq names its product opioid receptor, mu 1 (gene oprm1). NCBI's taxonomy places the organism in Eukaryota, Metazoa, Chordata, Actinopteri, Cypriniformes, Danionidae. Gene Ontology annotation, molecular function: beta-endorphin receptor activity; G-protein alpha-subunit binding; G-protein beta-subunit binding. Gene Ontology annotation, biological process: neuropeptide signaling pathway; G protein-coupled opioid receptor signaling pathway; sensory perception of pain. The coding region runs from base 214 to 1362 and encodes 382 amino acids. Gene Ontology annotation, cellular component: neuron projection; membrane. The transcript has 3 exons. The record is from RefSeq and is a predicted model, not a curated record.